Messenger RNA from Oryza sativa Japonica Group (Japanese rice), 2375 nucleotides. RefSeq names its product protein MAIN-LIKE 1-like. Gene Ontology annotation, biological process: meristem development; meristem maintenance. NCBI's taxonomy places the organism in Eukaryota, Viridiplantae, Streptophyta, Magnoliopsida, Poales, Poaceae. The record is from RefSeq and is a predicted model, not a curated record. Gene Ontology annotation, molecular function: nucleic acid binding; zinc ion binding.
UGGAAAAAUUAGACAUGUUGUUAGCUUUUGAAGUAUUGGUAUUGCAAUGGUAAUUACAUAUUAUUUUCAAGUAAUUAAUGUUUAUGCAUGGGUUUAAAAUUGUAGAUGGAUAGAUUGGUCCGGCUUCAUUAUGGUGGUUGUGUGGUAGAUGAAAGUACACAUGGAAGCCAAUUUGAGGGAAUGACAGUUAGACAAUUAGUGUUUUUUGCGAAGCCUACCUUUGAGGAGUUAAUGUCUCGCAUCAAGCAUGAAUUGGAUUGGAAUUGGGCAAAUAUGGCACUAUCGGCCUACGUAUGGCAAAGCAUGGCGUGCUAAGCAAGUUGCUAUGAAGGUCAUUUGGGGAGAUUGGGACGAGGCGUAUGUUCGCUUGCCUACACUGAUGCGUGCCAUCAAAGCAAAGAACCCUACCAUGCAUUUCCGUGUUGAGGCUCAUCCCGAGAAGUCCAGGAUGGUGGAUGGAGUACAGAGGCGAGUAUUUGGACGUGCAUAUUGGAUAUUUGGCCAGUCCAUAGAAGCAUUCAAGCACUUGAGGCCGGUGCUAGCAAUUGAUGGCACUUUCUUAACCGGUAAAUACCAAGGUACAUUGCUCACGGCAAUAGGGGUCGACGCCGGGUUACAUCUUGUUCCCUUAGCGUUUGCUCUGGUAGAGAAGGAGAAUACAUCCAACUGGGAGUGGUUCAUCAACAUGUUGAGAAACAAGUUGAUCGGUCCUAAUAGAGAAGUGUGUAUAAUUUCUGAUAGACACCCUGGCAUUUUGAACUCCAUCAUCCACAUCAUGCCUCAUCACCUAACCAUUCACCACAGGUGGUGCAUGAGGCACUUCUGUGCUAACUUCUACACAGCUGGAGCUACGACUGAUCAGAUGAAAGAUCUUGAGCGCAUAUGUCAAAUAAAUGAGAAAGCAUUGUUCCUAGAUGAGAUAAAACGCCUCAUGGGUGUGGUCGGAGAGAGGCCAAAGAAGUGGCUAGAAGACCAUAUGCCACUUAAGGUCAAAUGGGCAAGAGCAUUUGAUACCAACGGGCGUCGUCAUAGCAUCAUGACUAGUAAUAUGGCCGAGAGUUUCAAUAAUGUAUUGAGAGGCAUUCGGAAACUGCCGGUUACAGCUAUUGUGGCAUACACAUUUUCGAAGUGCAAUAGUUGGUUUGUCGAUAGACACAAAGAGGCAACUGUAGAUAUCCUGUGUGGAAAGAAGUGGCCCACAAAAGUUAAGGACAUGUUGGAGGAGCAGCAAAGACGAACCUUGGGGCAAAGAGCAGCAUGUUUUGAUUUCCCUUCGAUGAAGUAUGAGGUCAGCGAGCAAGGCGGAGUCACGGCGGCUGGGGUUCAAUGGGGUGGACGUCACUACGUCGUGGUUGCGAGAGAUAACACAUGUAGUUGUCAGUUCCCUCAGCUCCAUCACUUGCCAUGCUCCCACAUGAUAACCGUUUGUAAGUUGCGAGGUUUGGAUGUGGAGGUGGCCCCCCGAAUGUGUUAUGAAGCUUCCAAUAAGGCUGUGCAGGACUCGUACUCCCCUAGGUUUGAACCUUACCUAGAUCCAUCGCAGUGGCCAAGUUAUGAUGGAGAGUUCUUCGUGCCCGACUUGUCGUUAAAGAACAACACACGAGGAAGAAGAAGGACAAGAAGGUUCAAGAACGAUAUGGACAAAGCAUACAAAGGCUCAGCCAACCGACGGUCACAAAAGCCGAACAAUACAAAUUCAGAGCCGGUCAUGCAAAAUAGAUGCUCGCUAUGCCACGAACUAGGCCAUAAGAAAACUAGGUGCCCGAAGCGAGACAAGUCUAAGGAUCGACCGAAAAAGCGCCGUAGGACGGGGGGAGGUGGUGAGGGUAGCACACAGGAUGGAGCACUUUCCGGGGUUGGAGGAUUUCUACGAGGAGAAGCACCGGGCCCCACAGAUUGCCAGCGGAGAGAUAGAUCAUCCAUCAUAGAGAUAUCUCAAAUCAAAGUUCAGGAGCCUCAAAGCAGAGCAUCGCUUGAAGACCCUUCGAGUCAGAGGUCACACGGCGCACAUACUGUUCGACGACCGGUACGUCCCGUACCUACGGCGGGCGAAGCUCUUGGCGUUCGUGACCAUGGCGCAGCGACCGGUGCCUCUGUACAACGCCGCUGCUCUGACGGCCCUAGUGGACCGGUGGCGUCCAGAGACACACACCUUCCACCUACCGUGCGGGGAGCUGACGGUCACUCUGGAGGACGUCGCCAUGAUCCUGGGUCUUCCUAUCCGGGGUCAGGCGGUCACAGGUGACACAGCGUCGGGGAACUGGAGGGAGAGGGUCGAGGAGUACCUUGGUCUGGAGCCUCCAGUGGCACCUGAUGGUCAGAGGCAGACGAAGACAUCAGGGGUUCCUUUGAGUUGGUUGCGAGCCAACUUCGGU